CCUCUCCACUCACCAUCACCGACAUGUCCGUCAACAGACCAACGACACCUCUGCGAAGAGUCUCACGCGGCUCCAUCUCUGCCCUCUCGCAGUCGCGUGGGGCAUCAUCGACACCUCUGUCCUUUUUGGAGGGAGCCCUGGGCAACCUCGCAGACGAGACGUCGAUCCUAUCGUCCAACCUCGAGGACCUCGCAUCCAUCCACGACGCGCUCAGCACCUUCAAUGAGGGAUUCGCCAUGUUCUUGUAUGGCCUCAAAGUGGCAGCUUACUGCAUCGAAUGGUCAGAAGCGCCCCAGGAAGACAACUUUGCCCGAGCUCAAGAGGCGCAGGGUUCAAUUGCCAAUCGAAUUGAAGCGGGUGGCCCAUCUUCAUAUGCUCCAGCAGCUCUUGCGGAUCAGACGUACAUGACAAUGGAUGACGAUGCGAGCUUCGAGGCUCGCGGCCCGGUCACCACGCCCAAGAAGGUGCUCUCGUCCAAGCCUGCAGCCACCAGGCCAGCGGGAGGAGCGUCUACGACAUCACGCCCCGCAGCUAAGGCGCCCACGCCCACAAUCUCUGGCUCAAGGUCAUCGUCUGGAACCGCAGCGACCAAGACUGCAGCAGCAAGCUCGACCGCAGCCGCCAAGCCCAAGAUUACCCUGGCUCAGAAGAAGAAGCGCGAGAAAUAUGCAGACGGUGUCAUUGAGACACUACCCCUCGAGUACCGCGGCGCAGACCCUACGCAGCGUCGCCUGGCCUCAGGAGUCGUCAUGGCGUUGCUAGCUGCCGGAACCUCUGGAGCCAGAAUCGCAGACAUCGUUCAACCGCCGGACAUGCCGCAGGCCAAGGUCAACAAAUGCCUCAUUGCGCUCGUGGCCGCCAAGCACGUCGUCAAGAAGUCGAACAAUGGCAUCGUCUAUUCUCUCGACCCGUCGCGUCACCCUACGUUGCCUUGAUUCACGCUCACCCCUCUAUGUACUUGUACGCCGGUCCCAAUCUACACUUGCUUCUCUGCUUUGGUGACUCUGAUUUGCAUUACACCUC
Messenger RNA from Jaminaea rosea, 1023 nucleotides. RefSeq lists its product as hypothetical. The transcript is spliced from 4 exons. Gene Ontology annotation, biological process: mitotic sister chromatid biorientation. The coding region runs from base 24 to 935 and encodes 303 amino acids. The record is from RefSeq and is a predicted model, not a curated record. Gene Ontology annotation, cellular component: DASH complex; mitotic spindle pole body; mitotic spindle polar microtubule. Lineage: Eukaryota; Fungi; Basidiomycota; Exobasidiomycetes; Microstromatales.